AUGUAAAGUCAUCCUAUGGUUAUGGUUCACCCUAAUAUUCAGAAGCAGAACUGUUAAAUUAAAAAAACUCAUUAAACUCAGAACUUUCCUUCUAAGUUAACUCAAGUACUUUAGAAUUCAUUAUUUUAUAUAGAUGGGAGAUUAUCUAAGGAGCUUAAUGAAUGUUCAAAACAUUUGGGAAUUACGAGAGUUGAUGUAAUUCAACAAGACAUCAAUCAUCAAUCUGAUCUAUCAUAUUUAGAAGAUCAUAUUAAAAAUUAUGAUGUGAUACUUCAAAAAUUUAUGUAUGAUUUGACUGCUAUGGAUGCCAGAAUUUCAAUGGUCAAUCGUCUUGCAGGAGAAGAAAUGAAUAAUAUCUUCGUUUGUAUUAAUAAGGUGGAAGUGCUAUUAAUAUCAAAAGCGCUUUUAUUGAGUUGUAGAAGGAAGAGUUUAGGAGAGAAUUAGAUUACUGAAUGA
Paramecium tetraurelia is the source of this 456-nucleotide messenger RNA. RefSeq lists its product as uncharacterized. NCBI's taxonomy places the organism in Eukaryota, Ciliophora, Oligohymenophorea, Peniculida, Parameciidae. The transcript has 2 exons. The record is from RefSeq and is a predicted model, not a curated record.